CCCAGAUUCAAAAUAUUCAUCACUUGCCUCAUCCUAGGCAAUCCUCCAUGGUUUCUUUGUUGCACAGGUGCCUUCACUUGUAAUAGCAUUCAUGUGGCGGCCCUGCAUUGUACGAAGACCGUGCUUGCAAGCUACUUCGUUUACGAAAUCCUUUUUCAGGCACUCGACCUUUCAACCCUUCUGUGCCAACGAGCCCAAGGCUCCCGAACCCAAGGCCGGUGGCUUCCCACCAAAGGGGAAGAAACCCAAGGAACCCCAGUCGCAAUCACAGGCAACAAGCAAAGACGAUAUCCCGAUUGAAAGUCUCGACGGGUAUCUCACCACUCUUAAUCCCAUUUUACCUUCUGGCGAGUAUGACGCUCGGACAAUAGCCGUAAUGAAGUCACGUUCGAAGCGCCUCAUUGAGGCUGAGAUGACUAGACGUUACCGGCAGUCGCACAAGCUUCAAAAACGUUCUCAUGGCCUCACUGAAGGCUCUCCAAAAGAGGUUCUUGUCCUCGAAGCCAGUGCACUUCUUGUCAAGCAUAAGCCUAUCUCUGUUGUGGAGGAUGAUGCCGCAAAUGUCAAGGAGUCUGAAGAUAUACCUGAGGAGGCCAGAGAACCGCUUCCCGACCAUACUGAAGUCGAGUUAGAAGUCGAGGAACUCUCAUCUACGGGAGACGGACUGGCGUAUUCGGCUACACAUGAUAUUGUUUUUGUCGUCCCUUUCACCAUCCCAGGAGACCGAGUCCUGGCGAAAAAAUACCCUCAGGCAGAGCACCCGCUGUUUUACAUGACGGAUUUUGUCAAAUUACUUCGUCCUUCACCCCAACGAGAAGGGGUCACCCCCGGUUGCAAAUACUUUGGUACCUGUUCCGGCUGUCAACUCCAGAUGCUCUCGUACGAGGAUCAACUCAAACACAAGAAGACGAUUGUGGAAAAAGCAUUCGCCCAAUUUUCCAACCUCGACCCGGCCUUGAUCCCGCCGGUCUUGGACACGAUUGGAUCACCACUACAAUACGAGUACCGGACGAAGUUGACUCCACAUUAUCCUGGAAGCUCACCCAACAAAGAACAUAUAGUGUGGGGUGAACCUCCACCGAUUGGAUUUUGCAAAAAGAACUCCAGAGCCGUCAUGGACAUUGAACAAUGUCCUAUUGCGACGCCAAUUCUCAACCAAGGCCUGAAGGUCGAGCGUGCCAAAGUGCAAGAGAGAACCACUCAGAGAAGGAAAGGUGCGACGAUUCUCCUGCGAGAAUCAACGGAACGUAUGACCACAGCAAGCAAAUCCGCCUUGUCGGGUUUAACCAUCGAGCAAGCGCUGAAAAACGGGAACAAGGAGCAAGGAGACUCAGCAGCAGCAACAACCACAGAAGCAGACAACCCAGCAGCAUCAGUUGAACUCGCCCACCUCAAACCCACCUCCACCGAACUCAGCUUCAACCUCCAAGGCGACCCUCGCAUGACCUACACGUACCCUACACACGUCGACAUCAAGACCUACACAUCCGACAACCGCGGCAUGUCGACGGAAUACGUCGGGGAAUUCUCCUUCCGCUCCAACGCCAACUCGUUCUUCCAAAACAACAACUCGAUCCUCCCGAAAUUCAUCAAACACGUGCGCGACAACUGCAUGCCCAAGGACAUGGACCCGCAAGCCCCCGGCCGACUGAAAUACCUACUCGACGCGUACUGCGGAUCUGGACUCUUCGGCGUAUCUCUCUCACCACUCUUCUCAUCGGUGCUCGGCAUCGAUGUGGAUUCGCACUCGAUUCAAGCCGCGCGACUCAAUGCGCAGAGCAAUGGUGUUCCGAAUGCGGGAUUCAUCGCCGCGGAUGCAGAUCAGUUGUUUGCUGAUGUGCCGUUCCCGCCGGAUCAGACGAUGGUGGUCAUUGAUCCGCCGCGCAAGGGUGCGAGUGAGGAUUUCCUCGCUCAGUUGUGCCAGUUUGGUCCGCGUCGCGUUGUCUAUGUCAGUUGCAAUGUCCAUACUCAGGCUCGCGACAUUGGUAUGCUGGUCCAUGGGUUUGGGACUUCUUGGCGCUAUGAAAUCGAGUCGCUGAGAGGGUUUGAUUUCUUUCCUCAGACUGGUCAUGUCGAGGGUCUUUGUUUCCUUGACCGCGUCCCUGAUGUCCCUGAUGUCCCUGAUGUCCCUGGCGAUGGGAACGCCGCAAAUCCUGCCACAGAGUGAUUGCCUGAUAGUCCUUGACUGGAUGGACCAACUUUACUUUCUUUCUUGUGGCCACUUGAAUUGGGCUCUGAGGGACAUUAAUAUCCUUCUAAAGCCUCCAUUUGUUUUGCUUGGAUUAGUGUACGAUUAGGCGUGGAUAAAAUUUCACUUGUUCAUAUCCUCUGAAAUUAAUAGACUUUGUGACU
Molecule: messenger RNA, 2352 nt
Organism: Exophiala mesophila
Lineage: Eukaryota; Fungi; Ascomycota; Eurotiomycetes; Chaetothyriales; Herpotrichiellaceae
Product: 23S rRNA (uracil-5-)-methyltransferase RumA
Exons: 1
Coding region: 92-2167 (691 amino acids)
Biological process (GO): tRNA processing
Molecular function (GO): tRNA (uracil(54)-C5)-methyltransferase activity, S-adenosyl methionine-dependent
Source: RefSeq, a predicted model, not a curated record